This is a messenger RNA of Corylus avellana, 1510 nucleotides long. Its product is annotated as RING/U-box superfamily protein. Lineage: Eukaryota; Viridiplantae; Streptophyta; Magnoliopsida; Fagales; Betulaceae. The record is from RefSeq and is a predicted model, not a curated record.
CACAUCAAAUUUCCUCUAAACAGUAGACACCUACUUUCUCUUGCCGUCUGGGUCUCAGAUUCUUGAAUAAUUCCUUAUUCCACCGAAUUGCUUUUUAAUUUUGAUCUCCUCCAAUCCCUUGGCUCUUCUUUUGUUUGUCUCUCUUGCUUUCUUUCUUUCUUUCUAUCUUUCUUUCCAUGGAGAACGACAACAGCAACAGCAACAGUAACAACGCCAAGGCGGCUACCGGGGGACCCAAACCAAACACCAACAACCACAAUAACGACGACGGCCAGGAGUACGAUGAGAACCCUAAUCAUACGAAUGCUGAGGAAAAACAAGAAGAAGAAGAACAUAGAGUAGAAGAAGAAGAAGAAGAUGAUGAUGAUGGUGGUGAGGAGAAAGAGGGACGUGGAUCCGACGUGGAGCAGCCUCCUCAGCCGCCGUCUCAGCCCUCGAGAACGCCCUUUACUAAUCUCAGUCAGGUCGAUGCUGACCUCGCUCUCGCUCGUACCCUUCAAGAACAGGAAAGGGCAUACAUGAUGCUUAGAAUGAACAAUGAAGGGAGUGAUUAUGGAAGUUGGGAAGCAGGAAGCUAUGUGCAUGAUGAUGAAGAUGAUUUUGAAGAUCCCCAUAAUGACACUGAUGGGGAUGAUGAUGAUGAUGACGACGAGGAGGCAGUGGAGAGAUAUGGAGUUGAUGUUGAUGAUGAUGAAGAUGCUUUCGAUGUGCAUGCUCAUGAAGAAGCUGGGGAGGAUAAUAACCCCAUUAUUGAAUUCGACCCAGCUGUGUUUUCAAGUGACGAGGCCUACGCAAGAGCCCUGCAGGAUGCUGAAGAGAGAGAAAUGGCUGCUAGAUUGUUCGCCCUUGCAGGGAUAAAUGAUCGGGAAGCUGAUUACAUAGAGGAUCAUGGUGGUAACUCUCAGGACACAUGGGAGGAGGUUGACCCCGAUGAACUGUCCUAUGAGGAGUUGAUAGCACUGGGUGAAAUAGUUGGGACGGAGAGCAGAGGGCUUUCCGCUGAUACAAUUGCCUCUUUGCCUUCAGUAAAUUACAAGUCAGGAAGCAGUCAGAAUGGAAGCAAUGAUUCCUGUGUCAUUUGCCGGUUGGACUAUGAGGAUGGUGAAACAUUGACAUUGCUUUCCUGCAAACAUUCCUACCAUUCUGAAUGCAUUAAUAAUUGGUUGAAAAUAAACAAGGUCUGCCCUGUUUGCAGCACCGAGGUUUCCAUAUCUGGCAACAGCUAGUAGAAUUUAUGGAUCUUCCUGUUCUACGUGUAAAAGACUAUAUAUUUGCAUUAGUUGGCAUAUAAUUUGGGUCAUGGCUCUUGUUUUGCUAUGCAUAUAGUUUUUCUCUGCAAUUGGAAGGAAUACAAAUGUGCCUGGUUGUAUCCAUGUUUCAAAGCAAACCCCAUAGUUGAAGCUAGUUUACUAUAUUUUUAUUAGAUAUGGCCUUUCUCUUUAACCACAGUUGAAGAUGGUUAGUUAUACAAAUCGAGAACUAGUAUACAUUGCUUGUGACUUUCUUUGCA